UUUUUAUAAAAUUUAAGAAAACCUAAUGAGUUCAAGAAUCAAGUUCAGAACUCGAGUCACGGCUUGAGUUCAGGAUUUGAGUCAUACAAUGGAUUGACUAAUCGACUUACAAGUUUUUAUUUACUUUUCAACUAAAAACUCGACUUGAGUUGUGCUUAUGACGAUUAAUCAGAGUCGUUUCACAAUACUAACUUUGGGUAGUUUUGAUAAUUGCUAGAUAUUGCCCGACGUGGUGCUUAAUCAUAUGCCCAUGGAAUCUGAAGAAAUUCCGAAUAACGUUCUGCAAUAUCUGGAAGAACAUUUUAUAAGAAUACACAAUAUCAAGGUUGGAGAAAAUUUAUUGAAUGUUUACAAUGAUGGAAAUUUUAAAGAAUUUAUUGAAUUGGCAUUUUGUUCGUCUAAAAUUUAUCAGCAAUCAGCUGAACAAUUAUUACCAGUAUGGCUAACUAAAAAAUUAAAAGAGAGAUAUAAAGGUCAUUUUGCUAAUAAAAAUAAAAGCCUCCUAUCUUCUGAUCUAAGUGAUCAUAGUAGUGAAUCUUCAAAUUCUAUUUUAUAUCCUGAAAAUGCCUUACCUCGAUCGCCUCAUCAUGAUUUAUUAAAUUCUAUCAAUCCAAAAUCCUCAAGUUCAACAUAUAUAAAUCAUCCCAGCAAACUUGAAAAUGUUAAUAAUUCAAUAAAUAGCUUUUUCCCAAAGCAUCAUUAUGAUAACUUUAUAGAUGUGAUUCAGCCUAUUAAUUUUCCCAAUUUCAAUUUAUCAAAUAUAAAUACUUCUUUAGCAAUUAAAAGUUUGAUUGAUGAUAUGUUAAUGAAAAUAGAGUGCAAUCAAAUGCCAAAAUAUGCUAAAUCUCAAUUCAAAACAAAUUUAUUGAUCCAAAAUUUAUCUGUAAUUAAUAAUUGUGUUCAAGACCUUUUAGACAAUGUGUGUUUAAAGGUGAGUAAUGCAAAUAACACUAAUAUCUUGACAUCAAAUGAUGGAAAUAAUUUUCCUAAAUCACCUGUAUCUAUAAUUUUAGAAAGUGAAACAAGCUCACUUUCAAUUGAAUCAACUAACAGCACCUCAUCUAGUGAAGAUUAUGAUGAUGAUGAUAGUAGAGAUAUAGAUGAAAAUUUUGAUAAUAAUCAAAUAUACACAGACUUAAAAGGUUCGGUUCAACAUCAAACUAACAAUUUAGAUGUAGCAUAUGACCAAUUACCAACCCUACACACAUUUUACAACAACAAUGAAAAAAUCUCUAAUAAUUCAGAGAUUAUUGAAUUAUAUGAUAAUAAUGAUAUUCAUAAUCUAAAAAAUUGCCAUGAAUCAAUGAUUCCAGAAUUUAUAACUAAUAGUCCAUAUAUUAAGAAAAAACAGCAUUUAAAUGCACUGAAUAUAAUUACUAAUUCUGAAUUACACAAUGAAAGCUUAUUAGGAAAUAGUGCAAUGGAUAAUACACCUUCCAAAUUUUCCCUGGAUAUUGGUAAUGAAGGAAUCAUCUCUUAUGAUGAUGUGACUACUAUUAAUGGAUCAUCUUUUAAAUACAAUAUGUAUGCAUCAUCUCCUACAUUUGAAGUAAAAAAUGGAGAUGCCAGUUAUCAUGAUUAUAAGGACAUAUCAUGCCAGCACCAUUUUAAAACAGACCUGAGUGAUAAAUUAAUAAGUGAUACUUCACAAAACUUUAAUGAACAUAUUCAAAACCCAUUGAAUGGAGAGCAACUAAACACCAACACAAUGAAUAUUAAAUCAAUGGACAUCAUAUCCCCUGUUAUGGAAUGCAGCAAUUUACCUGAUACAUUCACAAAAUUGCCAUGUCAAACAAAUUCAUUACCAAAUACUAGUCCAAAUAGUUCAAGUCUGGAUUCAACCCUUCCUUAUGUUAAUUCUAAAGCCUCUAAAAUCUUUUUCAAACCUACCAUUUUACUCAAUCCCAUAGGUUAUGGCCUAGGUUUCACUGAUAAAUAUAACCAAAUCAAAUGCAGCACCUCAACAUUCCCAGAGGUUAAUUUUAAGUUAGAUGUCAAAACCAUAUUUCCAAAUCCCCUUUCCAACAUUAGCAGUAUGAAGCACAUCUUUGGGCUUGCGACCAAAAUUACAGAAAGUGAUUCAAGUGGAAACAUGAAGAUGCAUGGGUCUUCCAUUUCUAGUUCUCUCAGGAGCAGUUCACAGCUAGUUCACACUAUUUCUGAGCCUAAGGAAAUUUGUAAUAAAUAUUUUAAGGCUAAAUCAAUGUUCACACAUCAUUCACAUCCUUUUAGUAAUAAUAAUUUGAACUUUACAAAAGUCAGUGCAAUAUAUGAUAACGAUAAGGGCCAAAAUAGUCAUUCCAUUACAGCUUUUACACAAAAUCAAAAUUAUGAAAGCUGCUCUACAUCAUCAAAAUUUAAAUCCUGUCAAAAUUUGGCCGCAUCUUUGACUUCCAGUGAUUUAAGUUCAUUGCCUUUGAUCUCAAAUCUAACAGCUUGCAACAAUUUCACAUAUGAUCCAGAAGAGAGUAGGCGAAUUGACGUCCUCUCUCCUACCAAAAAAAUCGUAAUACAAAAUUCACACUCUCUUGAGUUAUUAUCGAAAACUCGAACUUUAUCCAAAUACGUUUCCCCAGUUUUUUACGUUGUAGGAAGAAAGAAGCGUAAAUAUAUAAAACGAAAAUACACAUCACACUUCAACACCAAGAGAUUGAAAAAAAACCCUAGAUCUCCAUCUGAUAGCAUCUCUGUCGAUCAACACUCAUAUGAUAUUCACGAUGAAUCUUUUAUCGACCAAACAUCGAACCCAACUGAUACCGCCACUUCUCAACAAUCAUAUAAAAAAACGUCCUUACUCUGGAAAACGAGAGCUUUGAUACUACUUGAUCGAUUGUACAUCAUUCCAGGUAGUGAUGUGUAUUAUUCCCCCAUCACAGAAAAUCAGGCGCCAGAUUAUUCAAAGAUUGUCAAACAUCCUAUGGACUAUUCGACACUCAGAAAAUAUAUUCGCAACGGAACGGUUACCAAUGACACCCAAUUAUUAGAGAAUAUUUUGAUUAUUCAUACGAAUACCUUGAUGUACAACUCCGAGGAUGAUCUCAUUUCCCUCGUAAACGUAAAAGUUUGGAAAUUGGUCAAUGAGUGUUUUCGCGAAUAUUUUUCUUCCAUUUUAUCAGCCGAUUCGGAAGAAUAAAUCUGCCACUUAUACAAAAAAAAAUCAUAAUGUCUAUUAUUUUUAAUAAAAAAAUUUUUUUUAAAUUUUAUACAAAUUUAUAAUAAAUAAAAGAUUUUUA
Molecule: messenger RNA, 3233 nt
Organism: Gordionus sp. m RMFG-2023
Lineage: Eukaryota; Metazoa; Nematomorpha; Gordioida; Chordodea; Parachordodidae
Product: homeobox-like protein HDP1
Exons: 10
Coding region: 245-3133 (962 amino acids)
Cellular component (GO): NuA4 histone acetyltransferase complex
Molecular function (GO): protein binding
Source: RefSeq, a predicted model, not a curated record